AUGAAUGUCCAGAUAUUCCAGAGACAGAGAUCAGAGAACUGCCAGAUCCUGGCUGGGGAGACCUGGCUGGGCUGGGAGUGGGGGGUGGCUGCUGGAGGGGAGUGGCUGGUGGAGCUGUGUGCCUCCUUCAGAGACCUGCUGGCCUCCUUCUGCUCCAAUACCAAACAUGGCCUGGUCGGCCUGGUCUGCUCCUGCUGGAACCCUCUCCAGACUACCUCCUGGGGGCUGCUGCUUCUGGGCACCCUGGGGGUGCUCUGCUGGCAGCCUGGGCUCCUGCUGGAGCAGUACUGGCACUACCCAGUCAUCGUGACAGUGUCCAUGCACUCGGAACGCCAGCUUCUUCCCCCAGUCACCCUGGGCGACAGGAACUCACCCCAGCCGAGCCCUACUGCGUGCCAUCUGGAGGUGCUGGACACUCUUGCCCAGGAGAACAUCUACUCCCUAUACAAGUACCACUUCACCAAGGGCAGCCAUGUCCCCUCUGCCAGUGUUUCUGGCCCCAAGCCCCCCAUCCAGCUCCAUGGGAUCCGUCUGCUAGUGGCUGAGGCACCUUGCAACAGCAGCGGUGGUGACUGCUUCUACCGCACCUACUUGUCAGGAGUGGCCACAGGCAGGCCUGACCUGAGCCGGCCCCAGGUUCCAGGCACUUCCAGAUGUCCUACCAACGGCCGCUGCCACACCUUGAAGGGUGUGUGGGCUGCACAGCACCCAGGUAUCACCCACGGUAUCAGUCUGGUCCUCAGGACUGAGCUGCAGCAGUAUCUCACGCUGCUGUCCACCGAGGCUGCUGUCAGGGUCAUGGUUCAUGGGCACAACCACACGCUCUUAUUAGAGCACCAGGAUUUCAGUAUCCGGCCAGGGAUGGAGACCACAGUUGACAUCCAAGAGAAACUGAUAGUGGAGACCUGCUCCUGCGCCUACCACCUCUACCCACUGCCUGCGGGGGCUCAGUCCUGCAGCCAUGCAGCACACCCCUCUCCAGGUCACUGCUUCUACCACCUCCUCCAGGACCUGGAAACAGACUAGCUGGCAGGCGCCUCCUGCUGUCCCAGGUCCUGCAGGGAGUCUUCAUACAAGCUCCCUGCGGGGACCUCUAGGUGGCCUUCAGCCAACUGUUUCCACUCCAGCAGCAGUGUGGCCAAGGUGAAUAUCCUCUACCAGGAACUCAACCACCCAACGGUGGGUGAGGCACCCGGGUACCCUAUUCCCCAGCUGCUGUCAGCCAGGGGCAGCCUCUGGAGCCUGUGGUUUGGCUCAUCAGUCCUCUCUGUUCUUAAACUGCUGGAGUUGUGGCUGGACACCAUGGCCCUAGCCUUCCUGCUGGGCCUCUAUCGGCUCUGCAGAGCAUGGGUGUCCCAGCCUGGCGCCCUACCAGUCCCGAAGCCCGGGGACUGCAGGCAUACCUGCAGAGUUCCAGGGGGAACUGCUGUGUUUCACUUUUACAGAGAGUCCCAGGAGCGCUGGAAGGAGUUUUGGCAGAAGAGAUAG
Molecule: messenger RNA, 1488 nt
Organism: Urocitellus parryii (Arctic ground squirrel)
Lineage: Eukaryota; Metazoa; Chordata; Mammalia; Rodentia; Sciuridae
Gene: Scnn1d
Product: sodium channel epithelial 1 subunit delta
Biological process (GO): sodium ion transmembrane transport
Cellular component (GO): plasma membrane; sodium channel complex
Molecular function (GO): ligand-gated sodium channel activity
Source: RefSeq, a predicted model, not a curated record